AUGGGCGAUAAAUCCAGGAGAACCUUUCUUUUUGGAGUUACUGCUGUGAUAAUAUUUUUUUCGUUUGCUGCAGUGGAGUCUCAAAGAUAUAUGUGGAUAUUUGCUAGUAUAUGUGUAUCCAUGUUGUUAAUAAUCGACGUAAUGUUUUUUGGUGUUGAUAAAUUUAUCUAUGAUCCAUUUUACGCCAAUUGGGAAAAAAAACAUUUAAAGGAUUUAUAA
This is a messenger RNA of Plasmodium malariae, 219 nucleotides long. RefSeq names its product conserved Plasmodium protein, unknown function. The record is from RefSeq and is a predicted model, not a curated record. NCBI's taxonomy places the organism in Eukaryota, Apicomplexa, Aconoidasida, Haemosporida, Plasmodiidae. The coding region runs from base 1 to 219 and encodes 72 amino acids. The transcript is spliced from 4 exons.